AUGCCUACACUCAUGCUCCUCUUUCUCUCAUCUGGAAGUUUGGUUCUGAGUUUUUUUCUGUGGAGAGCAAUCACUGCACCGGACAAGGUUGGAAAGCUCGGAUUACCAAUACUUGGUGGCUCCAAACAGCAUAAAAAUGACUUCCAUCAGCUGUUGGAAGAGGGCAGGCGAAGAUAUCCAAAUACACCCUACGUUAUUAAAACACAAGGACUUCCUUAUGUCGUCUUCCCCACCUCGAUGUUCGACGAGAUCAAGAAAUUGCCACACCAAAUUGCAUCCGGUCAGGAGUUCCAGCUCAAGACAUAUUUCGGGAAGUAUACAACCCCGGGAACUGAUACACCUGCCUAUUUGAAAGUAAUAAGCGUCGAUCUGGCUCGUAGUAUCCCGUUCAAAGUUCCUAGUCGACAAGAAGACGCAAGGGCGGCAGCUGCUGAUGUUUUUGGGGAUUUCUCGGAGUGGAAAGAACUCAAACUCUUCCCUGCGGCAAUGCGAAUGAUUUCGAUGAUGAACGGCGCUACAUUUAUAGGACGAGAACUUGGGAGAAGUGACCACUGGGUUCAGCUAGCGGGGAGCCUUCCGUUCCAGGUUAUGGCAGGCACAUUUAUUAUCAGCCAUGUGCCUCGUUUCAUUCAGACAGCGCUCGCGCCAAUCAUAUAUGCUCCUGCAAUCAUAACCAAAUGGAGAAUGAAAUGGGCAAUUUCAGGUAUUAUUAAAAAAGACAUGCAAGAGUUUUACAACGCCAAAGACAAGAAGAGCUUGCUGAGGCUGACGGAGGAAGGCAAGGUGCCUCUCACUGCAGCUCUGAUGAGCCGAUACACAGCAGAAGAGGCCACUUUAGGUCGAUUGCUCCAAGACUAUAUGGUUACAUCAUUCGUUUCGACUCCUACUAGUGGUGCCGCAUUAUAUUUGACAUUGAUGGAGCUAGCCUCACAGCCGCAUUUGAUCGAAACCCUACGCGAAGAGCUACGAGAAGUUUUGGUUGAUGGCAAACUGCCUAAAACUCACCUUGGAGAGCUCAGAAAAAUGGAUAGUGUGAUGAGAGAAUCAGCGAGAGCCAAUCCUUUCAGCCUCCUGGCGCUCUAUCGGCUUGUCAUGGUCCCAACGAAACUUUCAUCUGGGCCAGAAUUGCCUAAAGGAACGUUGAUAUGCGUCGACGUGCACCACAUCAACAAUUCCAGGGAGCUUUGGGAAAAGCCAGAAGAGUUCAAUGGGCUACGCUUUUAUGAACUUAGGAAGGAGCCUGGGAAGGAGAACAAGCACCAGUUUGUAAGCACGGGCAAUGAUUCACCAGGAUGGGGAGAUGGAUCAAUGGCAUGUCCUGGGCGACUCUUUGCAAACAGCACAAUCAAAAUUGCACUAGCCCAUUUGCUUAUGAACUAUGACUUUAAAUUUGCAGACGGAGAGCGGAAACCCCCAAGAACUUCCCUUCCAAAUGGUACUUGGAACCCGGGAAUGGACACCAAGUUUGUGUUCAAAUCGAGAAAAUGGGUUGCUUGA
Venustampulla echinocandica is the source of this 1497-nucleotide messenger RNA. RefSeq lists its product as uncharacterized. The transcript has 3 exons. The record is from RefSeq and is a predicted model, not a curated record. Bases 1 to 1497 code for a protein of 498 amino acids. NCBI's taxonomy places the organism in Eukaryota, Fungi, Ascomycota, Leotiomycetes, Helotiales, Pleuroascaceae. Gene Ontology annotation, molecular function: monooxygenase activity; iron ion binding; oxidoreductase activity, acting on paired donors, with incorporation or reduction of molecular oxygen.